Danio rerio (zebrafish) is the source of this 2179-nucleotide messenger RNA. Lineage: Eukaryota; Metazoa; Chordata; Actinopteri; Cypriniformes; Danionidae. The record is from RefSeq and is a predicted model, not a curated record.
ACAGCUGCAAGUAGUUUGUUUCCAUAACAACCCAAACAUAUCCGGAAAAGUAUAAAGAAAUAAAGUGGCUAAAGUAAAAAACGAUUAAGAAAACGUUCGCGAUUCAGGGCCAGGGGUGACGUUAUUCAAUUUCGUUUAUAGAGACAUAGACUUCUCUUUCCUCAGCCCUUUGAAAGAUUGAGUAAAAGUUAAAUGCUUCGUUUUUGAUGUUAACGAUGCGAUGCAAAUAACUUAAUAGCAUGAGUGAGAAUGAGCAAGACAACAGACAAGACAUCUCUAGCAGAGGCCUUCAUACAGUUCCAAAUUGAAAUUAAAAGGAAAGAGAUUCAAGAUAUUAAAGAUGAGAUACACCAACUAGAAGAUAAGAGGCAAAAGCUGAUGAAAGAGGUAAGUGGUGACUUUGUGAAGAUGAUGAUAAUGAAGAGGAUGAAACACGUGUAUCUACAGCAGGAGGAGCUGAGAGAAGAGCAGGCCAAACAUGCGCGGGAACAGCGGAGACGGAUGAAGGAGAUGGAGGAAAACCUGGAGAAAAAAGAGCGGGAAGAUCAAGAGCUGCUGAAGGAAACGACCCAAGAGAGCAUGAAGCUAAAACACAAGCAAGAGAAAGAACUAGAAGAACUGUGCUGUAAGCUUGCAAGGCUGCAAGUUGAAGUGGAAAAACAGACAGGAGAACGAGACGCAUGGCUGCAGUAUAAGACCGAGGGUAGUAUGAAAGACCAGCAAAAGAUACAAAAACUGGAAAAACGAACCAUUUUGUCACAAAUAACUUUCCACGAUAUAUCAGAACAUUUUCAGAAAUCUCUUGUUGUGGCUAAAGAAGAACAGCAGCAAAACCUUGCACAGAGUUUGGAGGAAAAAAUUCAGUUCGCCACAACGAAAGAAACAGAAUUACUUGAUGAAGCCAGUAUAACUGAGCUUCAAGAAACUGAGUGGCUAAAAGAACAGGUUCCGAUAUAUAUUGACAAAGUCACAGUAUUGGAAUCCAUUGUCCAGAACUUACAAGAGGAGAACCUGAAACACAUUAACACUCUUUCCCAAAUAAUCGAUUCUCUAAUCGGCACAGGCAAUGAAUUUCCUGUGCAAUCUGCUAGCUUUGUGUCCCAUGACACUCAGAGUGCGGAUGAGAACAUAAUGAAAAAAUGCCUUGAGGAAACAUCAGAACUGCUCAAUAGAGGCUUGUAUCCCCACCAGACAUUAGCAGAAGCUGAAGAGACACAACAGGAGAGCAGUGAGACGACAUCACCUAGCACAACUCCAUCUGACAUCACAGAGAUGUUCAACAGUCAGGCUAAUUUCAUGGGGCCGAUACAUCUGGGUCUGCUGAACGAGAGGCUGCUGCGUGUGGAAGGUAAAGCGUGUCCUCUGCAUCCAUCACAAGACCAGACAGAAAAGUGGAGCGUUACCACAAAGACCAUCAAGGACAAGUUUCAAAAUCCUGGAAAAUCUGAUGCACCUGUAAACGACACCUCUGAAAUUCACCAAAAUUCAAUGCGCAGGUGGGGGUCCCGUUCAGGGAGCACAGGAUCUCCCUUAUUCACAGAUGAUGUUGUUGUGUUGGCUUCAUCGGACAUGGACCUUCAACAUGUACUUGGGCCUUUUGCUGCCGAGUAUGACGCAACUGAGAUGAUAAUCAGCACCUCCUAGUUCGAGGCCAUGGUGCUCCACCGAAAAAAGGUGGUUUGGCAUCUACAGUUAGGAGGAAAAUCCUUACGCCAGGUGGAGGAGUUCAAGUAUCUCGUGGUUUUGUUUACGAAUGAGGGAAGGAUGGAACGUGAGACUGACAUGAGGAUCAGUGCAGCGGCAGCAGAAAUGCAGUCAAUGUACUGGUCCGUUGUGGUAAAGCAGGAGUUAAGCCAAAGCUCUUGUUUUACCGGUCAAGCUACGUUCCUACACUCACCUUUUAUCUUGAGCUUUGGGUCAUGAACGAAAGCACAAGGUCUCAGAUACAAUCGGCUGAAAUGAGUUUCCUUCACAGAGUGGCAGGGCGCACUCUUCUAGAUAGGGUGAAGAGCUCAGAGUAGAGGCGCUGCUCCUCCACAUCAAGAGAAGUCAGCUGAGGUGGAUCAGGCAUCUGUUUUGGAUGCCUGCCUAGGAAGGUGUUCCAGGCAAGUCUUUCUGGGAGGAGGCCUCGGGGAAGACCCAGGACAAGCUGGAGGGACCAUGUCUCUCAGCUAGCCUG